This is a messenger RNA of Drosophila biarmipes, 1075 nucleotides long. RefSeq names its product SPRY domain-containing SOCS box protein 3-like. The transcript is spliced from 3 exons. Gene Ontology annotation, molecular function: protein binding. The record is from RefSeq and is a predicted model, not a curated record. Gene Ontology annotation, biological process: proteasome-mediated ubiquitin-dependent protein catabolic process. Lineage: Eukaryota; Metazoa; Arthropoda; Insecta; Diptera; Drosophilidae. The coding region runs from base 126 to 902 and encodes 258 amino acids. Gene Ontology annotation, cellular component: SCF ubiquitin ligase complex.
CUAAAUAUUUAGCAUGCGUUGAGGAAUUGGCUUUUACAAAAUUAACUUAAUUAUUUAUAGUAUUUCGGCUUCAACUUCGUACAGGACUUUUAUCCCUAUUUGGUGCAUCCGCAAACAGCAUUGGCAUGGCUCACAGAAUCUGCGACUGCUGUUUCCCUACCGCCAAAGAGAUAGAGCAUUAUAGGGGCGACAUACCCGACAUUUUAGAGUGUCAAUGCGGCGCGAAUGAAGCCGGCAACGGAUAUUCCUGGCAAUGGGAGGCCUCUGAGGAGUCGGUUACUGUGGUCACUGAUAGAGAAGUGUUCUUUCAUCCCACCAAAAGUAAGGGCUCUGCCAUUGUGAAGGGAAAACAGUCCCUGGAUCCCGGCAUGCUGCAUUAUUGGGAGAUGCGUGCCAUCUCUCCCCUAUUGGGUCCAGAAGUGAUGUUUGGUAUCGGAACACAGAACGUAAACCUCGGAGAAUAUGCCAACAUAUCCGUUUCGGCUUUGGGUAUCAAUGACCAAUCUUGGGGUUUCUCGUAUUCCGGACGGAUUCAACACAGCGGCGAGCAGCUGCCCUACUGGCACAAUUUCUCCCAAAACUGCCUGGUUGGAGUCUAUUUGGAUCGUUCCCGAGGUCACUUGGAGUUCUACCUUAAUCGGAAGGGAUUAGGGGUGGCCUACACCAAUGUGCCUGUGGAUCCAAACGUUAAGAUAUAUCCCAUGGUCUGCUCCACGGCAGCGGGGUCUGCGAUAAGGCUAAUCAACUGCACGUCAGUACAGGAUACCUUGCAGCUUCGGUCCUUUCAAGCACUGGCCAGGAAGCAGCCAGAUCAGGUCGCCAUACUGCUCCAAAUUCCGGGAUUUAAGGCGAUCUGUAAAUCCUUCUGGUUCCUUUACCUCUUAUUGCAUUACUUUGGAUAACCUGGAUUUUCGUCAUCUGAGAAACCAAAAAAUAUUACCGAAUGACUUAAAAAACCGUCCCACAACUUGCUGUGUUGUAUAGGUUAAUUUAUGUUAUGUAUGCAUUUAUUUUAAAGCACGUAAUUAUACAAUCAAAGGAAUUGGGAGAAAUAAAUGGGUGUGUGCGUAAAUAA